Messenger RNA from Odontomachus brunneus, 1867 nucleotides. RefSeq lists its product as uncharacterized. Lineage: Eukaryota; Metazoa; Arthropoda; Insecta; Hymenoptera; Formicidae. The record is from RefSeq and is a predicted model, not a curated record. The transcript has 4 exons. The coding region runs from base 456 to 848 and encodes 130 amino acids.
ACUCGCUCUCUGACCUCGAAACUCUCGAAGCUCUCCUCGUUGUACCUCUCUCACCCUCUGUGUGCGUGUGUGUGUGUGUGUGAGAGAAAGCUCUCGUGGUACCGACCCCCGGCUAGACCACCGCACCAUCAUCAUCCCCGCUACUCUUCCUCUUCCACUUCUUCCUCCUCCACCGGCUUUUCCUCCUACCCUUCGUCCUGCCGAUAGCCGUACGCACCGCGCGCUUUGAGUUUUCGUCACUCGUGACGAAACCCGCGUCUCGUGACCACCUCGUGGAAGCGCCGCAGCAUCCGUGGAGAAACGGCACCGAACAGCAGGGGAUCUGGCAAUCACACCGAAUCAACUUGGUACAGGAGGCUCCUGAGGACACGGGACCAGUGUUUUACCUGCGUGCGCUCGCACAGUUACAACAGACGUAAGGAUCGCAGAAUUCCUCUUGGUCGACGAACACGACAAUGAUGUUUCUGCAACGAGCCGUACUUAUCUUUGUGAUUUUCCUGGGUUGUUUCUGGUCUUGCUUGAGUACGAAUUGCGCAAACUUUCCUUUCCAUCCUUCUUGUCGAGGUACGAUGAAGAGGACGUUCCGUGAACUUGGGUUUUCAAACUUUUACCCUCAUUAUCGUCGUAUGUAUGAUAAUUCACGUAAUGGUUGCUCUCCCAACGAUUGCAAAGGACAGAUAAAGUACCUGUUCACGCUUCUCAAAAAUAAUGCCAAUCUCCAACCACAAGACUCUAAUGAACAGAAUCUAUAUAACGACUACGAGGCAGUGAGAAGGUUGAUAUCUGAACAAAGGUCGAACAACAACUUAUUUGGGAUGAAGGAUAUGAAUCAGGACUACAUCGAUUGAUUUGGCGAUCGCGGGAUAAUAUCAACGCGAUUCACACAAAAAAUGACUGACCGAUCGAUACUUCAAACAAAUCACUUUCGUCCGUUUAACUGUUAUUAUUUAUUACACUACCCGACUCGAUUCCGACGUUUUCUCUGCAAUCAUCGAUUCCAUUCCUCGAUAGAUCCCUUGUUUUCCUCACAUUACUAUUUGACCUUUUUUUAUCCUUCUUUCUCCUUUUCUUUCUCUUCUUUUUUCUCACCUAUUCUUUCUCCUGGCAAAUUGAUUAUUUCUCAUAAAUUCGAUUACAAAAACGCGUCCGCAUAUGUUGUUAUCAAUUUCUGAUUUCUAGAUAAUAAAUAUCUAAUCCAUAAUGAAAAAAAACCGAUUUAUUAUCUCAAUAUUAUUGAAUCUCUCUUUUUCUCUUUCUCUAUCCCCCCCCCCUCUCUCUCUCUCUCUUUUACUGGAACACACGGGAAGUAACAACAUUGGAUUAUUCUCAUUUAAUCUUUUCAAUAUCUCCAUACAUUAAUAUUUCGCAAAUUAUUCUUAAUAAUUCCUACUUAAGGUGACCCAAAAUGAAGCGUCUUGUCAAUCAAUUGUUCAUUGAAAAAUAAAUGUCAAACAGUGUCAAACUAGUUCUAACUCGAUAAACGUUCUACGAAAUAACCGUUCUAAAAAAAUAAUAAAUUCCAGUUUAUGUUUAAGAAAAAUCGCCAUUCUUUCAUGUGGCUUAUAUUUUAAUUCGUCUUGCACUCAUCUAUUAAUAGUUGAGAGAACUGAAUGAAAUCAGGUCGGCAAAAUGUUAUAUUCCUUAAGUGUCGAACAUUAUUCUUUUGAUUAUUGUUCCACGAAUACUUAGUUUUCGUCGACAUUUGAAAGUUUCUCUUCGAAUUUAUAUGCACAUCUGUGCAUGAAGUGUGCAUAAGUGGUUGUCUUAAUAUGAUCAAGUUAUUGUAUAUGAAAAAAUGUAAACAAUAUAUAAAAUAUGCUCCAGAUUGUUUCGAUUAUAUUUCAAAUAAAUAAAAUAUAUGUAUAUA